Molecule: messenger RNA, 1677 nt
Organism: Armigeres subalbatus
Lineage: Eukaryota; Metazoa; Arthropoda; Insecta; Diptera; Culicidae
Gene: Catsup
Product: protein catecholamines up
Exons: 5
Coding region: 177-1547 (456 amino acids)
Biological process (GO): zinc ion transmembrane transport; intracellular zinc ion homeostasis
Cellular component (GO): membrane
Molecular function (GO): zinc ion transmembrane transporter activity
Source: RefSeq, a predicted model, not a curated record
GCAGCCGCUUUCACACGAACGUCAAAUCGGCAUUUCGGCCAGUUGUGUGCCGCAUCAGAAAGUAGAAAGGAAAGAUCACCGAAAAAUCUGUGCGCGUUGUUAUCAGUGACGUGUAAAUAUACUGUCCAAGCUAGCGGUUGUACAUAUCCGGAUUUUCCUUCGAAAUCCUCGGAACAAUGGACCUCGCACAAAGCCGGAGUCGAAAACACACCGCCGUGGUUAAAAAGCAAGGAGAAUCCAAAUCCUGGCGAGUACACAUCGCCUUGGGUUUAUUUUUGGUGAUUCUGUGGCUGUCUUUUCCAACGCUUUGUUCUGGGCAUUACGAACACGAUCAUCAUCAUGACCACCAUCAUGGUCACGAUGAAAAUCCAAGUUUCAAAUACUCGCGACAAGCAAACGAAAUAUAUCAGGAUGAAAGUCAUGAUCAUCAUCAUCACCAUGAUCACGAUCAUGGACACCACCAUGAUGAUCACCACCACCAUCAUAUCCAUGAAGAUAAUACACCGAAGUCUAAGGAUAAGCCGAAAGUCGACACCUUCUACAUAUGGGUCCAUUCCCUUGGAUCAACUUUGCUAAUCAGCGCCGCGCCGUUUUUCAUUCUCUUUGCCAUCCCGCUGGAUAACACUGAGGAGAUGCAACCUCGGUUGAAGACCUUACUGGCCUUUGCCUCCGGGGGUCUGCUAGGUGAUGCUUUUCUUCAUUUGAUUCCCCAUGCAAUUCAACCGCAUUCCCACGGCGAAGACGGGCAUAGCCACGGACAUGGGCACGGUCACAGUCACGGCGGAGAAGGACAUGAUGGACACGGGCACGAUAUGCGCGUAGGUUUGUGGGUGCUGGCUGGAAUAAUCGUGUUUUUGGCAGUUGAAAAAGGCGUUCGGUUAAUCAAGAAGGAUGCUGGCGGACAUGGUCACAGUCACGGAGGCGCUUCGCAUAAGGAAAAGGCAUCCCCACCAGCUUCGCCUUCGAAAAAGGAUAGUAAAAAGGCAACUGACAAAAAAGGCAAAAAUGACAAGAAGAAAACAGAAGCGGAAAACGCCAAGGCUAAGGGUAAAGCCGUUAAGAAAGAACCCAAGAAGGACCAAAUCAAAAUUGCCGGGUACCUUAAUCUGGCUGCGGAUUUCACUCAUAACUUCACGGACGGCCUGGCCAUCGGUGCUUCCUAUCUGGCCGGCAAUAGUAUCGGCAUCAUCACCACCAUUACGAUCCUGCUGCAUGAAGUUCCUCACGAGAUUGGCGAUUUUGCCAUCCUGGUAAAAUCCGGCUGCUCCAAAAAGAAAGCCAUGUUGCUGCAGCUGACCACGGCCGUCGGUGCCUUGGCCGGAACGGUCCUAGCUUUGUUGGGUAGUGGUAGCGAUGCCGCCGAAUCGUGGGUGCUUCCGUUCACUGCCGGUGGGUUCAUUUAUAUUGCAACGGUUUCCGUCAUUCCGGAACUGCUGGAAGAGUCUACGAAGCUUUGGCAAUCGCUGAAGGAAAUCACCGCUUUGUUGGCCGGCGUCGGGAUGAUGGGAACAUGCUUGAAAGCCAUAGAAGAAACUAUUGAACGUUGAAAAAAUCGCCGAUUAUGUUAGUGCAAUAAGUUGAUUUUAAUCCAGUUGUUCUGUUUAUUAGUUAAUUAAGUAAAUAAAAUAUGUUUAUAUUUUAUCAUUGCGGAAGAAUAAAGUAUUUUGGCCUCAAGUA